CAAACAAAAAAAAUCAGCGGGUGGACCCAAACAUAUACUACUUUAUGGCAGAUGUACAUUACCCUAAGUCGGAGCAGGAUGCUUGAGGAAGUGGAGCAGGGAAGAAGCAGACCGCUCGGCUCCAGCAUUAGUUGAGUUUCUUAGCUUUGAACGUUAGCCGAUCACAGACAGCGGACAGUUCCGGGUACAAAGGCGCGCCUCAGCCGGGCUCCGGCGGGUCCGUGGGCUCUGAUGUUUCAAACAAAGUGAAAAUAGCUGGCUUCGGGGCCGCAUACACACCGGAGGCGGACCAGCUCCUGCAAGUGGUGCCACAUGCAGAAUGUGGAGCUCCUGAGUUCUCACAGACCUAUGGUGUGGCCAUGUGCUUUGAAGACUCGGACAGUGAUGUACAGAGCACUGGCACAUCAAUGCCUGCAAAAGUUGACAUGAUCAUUGACAGCCUCAGAAGCUCCCAGUCUUCUCAGGACACUGCCAAGGGGUAUGAAGGACCAGGGCAAGCAAGUCACAGUUUGCACAAGGCAGGAUCUGUGGCUGAGCUAAAAGAUGUUAAAGCAGAGACCCAUAGCCAGCACUCAGACAGUAGUGAUUCAGUGGACAGAGAAAUUGAGGAAGCUAUUCAAGAAUACUUGAAGGAGAAGUAUGAUAAGAAUAGAAUGGCAGCUGUUGAUUUGGUGCAGGAGUCCAAAAAACCCAGUAGGAAAAAAAUUAAGCAUGAAUUCAAGCCAAAUAGCAAUGCAAGCCUCGCUGCAGACAACAAAGUCCGAAAAACGAUGGUCAAUAAAUCAACGAUGGUGGAUAAUAAAUGCGUUGGGACUAAAAGAUUUUCUGAGCAUCAUUUAUUGAAUAAAAACAAAGGACUUAGUAGGGGUUUGGUCCACAAAUGUUACUCUUCUCUAGAAAUUACUAAACAUCCUGUAAACUCAGGUCUUCAUUCUCACCAGGAAAAAUAUUUGUCUUGCUCCUUUGACAAUGAUGGAACUGAAGAGGAAACUCAGAGAUAUCAAGCUUGGGAAGAUAAGGCAAAGCUUUCACACGGUACCUUUACAUCUUUAGAGUUAAAGGAAGAAUCUGACUCCAGCACUGCUGAUCGGAUUGAGGAGGUGAUUCAGAGAUACAAGCCGGAGAAACAAAAUCAGAAUGCCAAAGUUUCACAGAUACUCUGUAAACCCUUAGAACUAAAAGAAGACUGUGAGUCUAGUAGUGAUGAUGGGAUUGAAGAGGCGAUUCAGAGAUACAAGCUCGAGAAACAAAACCAGGAAGCCAAAGGUUCACAGAUACUCUGUAAACCCUUAGAAAAACAACAAGAGGCUGACUCCAGCAGUGAUGAUGGGAUUGAAGAGGCGAUUCAGAGAUACAAGCUAGAGAAACAAAGGGAGAUGGCUGAACACUCUCUGCAGCUCGGGAAAAACCCCAUAGAAGCCAUUCAUCAUUUCAAGCUAAAGAACCAAAAAAUUUACCAGAAAAGGGUAACAGAAAAGCACAAGCUUUCUAAAAAGAAAAACAUGCAAAAGAAUAAAAAACAAAAGCCUAGGACAAAUCAGUUCACAGCCUCUGAAACGCAGAUGGUUUUAAAGAAAUGCUCAUCAAAGAAGAAAAUGGAAGAUCUGACAACUGUGCCAGUUACACCAGUAGUCUCCUGUCCCAGUCAAAAUAUGCCACUGAGCAGAUGUAAUAUUAAUAACAACAGUGUUUCUUCAACCAGAAAUAUCCCACCAGUGCAGUCACCGAUUGCAGCAUCCAUUAAUGUUAAUACUUCUUCUGGGUUAAUAGGUGCAAAGACCAUUCUAGACAUUUCUAAAACCAUCAUGCCUGCAACCAUGAAUCAUAUGGUGACAUUAACCACCAGCUCUGUUUACCGAUUGCCUUUCUUGAGUAGGGAUUCCAUAAAUAGCCAUGACAACAAUAACAAUAGCUCACUGGACAGAGGUGAUAAUGCUGCAAAUGAAGUCAGUGAAUUACAUGAAUCUGAUGCAGGAACUCAGAAGCAGUCAUGUGAAACACUGUCUUCAAGCAAGAAUGGAGCCAUCACUGAGCAACAAAACAAGGCCAACCUUUCCCAUAGUAGGAAGAUGCGACUCUCCUUGUCUCGGAAAAGGAAAAUGAAAGAAGAUUUUCAUAUGGAAGAAAGAUCUCAGCAUAAGAGUUUGGUGCUUGGACACACAAACAAUGUUUCACUGACCAGCAUAUCAACAAGUUCAGCAAAGACCCGUGAAGAUCUUGGUUUGAAGCACACUGCAAAUAUGGAAGAAGGUGUGAAAAAAAAUGGGGAAAAGGACUCACUACACAUAAAAGAGAAUACUCAAAUAAUAUCAAAAUCUCACAAACAAGACUGUGCAGUUUUGAACAAAUCAGGAAUAAUUUCACAUAGAAGGGAAGAGACUGGAGAACUGGAUGAAGAUAAGAGCAGUUCACUGGAAAGUGAUGAAGACCUUCACACAGCAAUUAAAGACUUGCUAAAAAAUAAAAAGAAGACAAUGGAUACAGGGCUGAAAUCCAAAAAGAGUGUUAGUUUUGGAACUGUGCAGUUAUGCCGUUCGGAUGUAAAUAUAUCAGAUAAAGGAACCCCUGCUGAAUCCAAUAGGACAUAUUUUGAGCCAGACAAGAGCUGCAAUUCAAAAAAUGUCAAACUGGCAAGAAAACAGAAACUGAUAAGCAACAGACAUUUAAAACGGAAAAUGAAUCAGGGCAGCAUUGAGAGGCUGGAUGGUGAGAUGAUCACAGAAAAGGAAGUGCAGACUGGUACCACGAUGUGUGGUACAGCACAUAGUAAUCAGGGCAUAGAGAAAGUCUUUGGGUCUUCAGACAGUGACGACAGAAUGGAGCAUGAGAUCAGCGCGCUCAUAGUGAAGAAAGACAGGAUUUCCAAAGAAAUAAAAUUUGUGGAACCAUACAGGAUUAGCACUAGACUUUUUGCUCAUUCACUGGCAGCCAAGGAAUUACAUCUAGAAUCUCAGCUGCCAGAUUCUCAAGCAAGUGCUGAAGGUCAGUACUCAACUGAAGCUCAGUACUCAGUUGCUGGAGCUCAGUACUUCUCUGUAUCAGAACAGCCAGCGAGUGUAGAAGGCCGGGUUCCUCAGAGUAUGUCUGUAGAUCUGCAGUCAUGCUCUACGUUUUGGACUGAUAAUAGCGCAUAUGUCAAGACAGAAGCAGCUGAGCACACACUAAAAAAUGACCAGCUGAAUGAGGCAAUUGAGCUUAAACCAGAAAGUACUGUAAAAAGGAGCCCAUUGGUCCCCA
Messenger RNA from Paramormyrops kingsleyae, 3237 nucleotides. NCBI's taxonomy places the organism in Eukaryota, Metazoa, Chordata, Actinopteri, Osteoglossiformes, Mormyridae. The record is from RefSeq and is a predicted model, not a curated record.